This is a messenger RNA of Limulus polyphemus (Atlantic horseshoe crab), 4941 nucleotides long. Its product is annotated as cyclic nucleotide-gated cation channel alpha-3-like. The coding region runs from base 1004 to 3730 and encodes 908 amino acids. The transcript is spliced from 4 exons. NCBI's taxonomy places the organism in Eukaryota, Metazoa, Arthropoda, Merostomata, Xiphosura, Limulidae. The record is from RefSeq and is a predicted model, not a curated record. Gene Ontology annotation, cellular component: plasma membrane; intracellular cyclic nucleotide activated cation channel complex. Gene Ontology annotation, biological process: monoatomic cation transmembrane transport. Gene Ontology annotation, molecular function: intracellularly cGMP-activated cation channel activity; cGMP binding; protein-containing complex binding.
UGCUCGGUCUUUCGAGGUUCGGCAUGUUUUCUAGUAAUGCGCAGCUCGUUUAAUCAAGAUAUCACCCUUGCGUCGAAUUUACGUGGAUCAGUUUUGUAAAACUCUUUCAGCGGGAUACAGUGUUGCAAAUAUCUGUGAUCACCAAAGUGUGCAGUAAUAGCCAAGCACGCCUUUGUUAAGUCGUAUUUUCCAUGAAACGAAGCAGAUGCCGCUGGAAGCAGACACUACUGUUGAUGACAUUGUGCCUGGACAGUUGUAAUUCACUGAAGUGUGAAAUACAAAGAGAUGAUCCUGCAGGUUAAGAAUUACAAAAAGCUUAUUGAUAUGAAUCCAGAAUAUUUCUAAGUUGUGUUGGCAAAACUGACUUUCAACAUCCCAGCCGGAAGAAGUUUUUUAAUAAACUGCAUAGACCAACCUCUACAAUUGUGAACAAUUGUUUAAUUUAAAAUAAAAAGAUCUAUGGCUUGAUAACACGUGUAAGUCAGGACUAUUUAAAAUAACCAACAGAGCAGUAAAUGCAACAACGAGAAUAGCUUGAAUAUUAACCUUAACGUACAGCUACUACGUACACCAGUUUUUAUGGGUAGAAAGUUUGGAAGAAUAGCCGUCUCAUAUACCAUGAAGCAACUGCAACACCAGAAUUUUGGGGCAGUAUUUUAUAAAGUAGAGGCUAAACAUGUGUGGUGUUUUUCUUUCUUUGCUUUUAUGUGCUAUUUUAUAGACAAUUGACAUAAUGAUUAGAACCCAGAAGAUAGUUUUUGAAAAUUUGUUUUCGUUGUUUUGUCCUGAACUUAGGAAAAGCUAUUUACUAUUGGUAUUACUAUUAUUGUGUUAAACGGAAAUACUCGUUGAAAUAAAACCUGUAUUGAUUACAUAAUUGGGUGAACUGAUAGCAUAGAAUAAUAUCAUAACAAUUAUUUAAGUAGUGAAUGCUAAUAAGUUGAUUUCUGAGAUAGAUACCUUCCUUACGUGAGAGUGGAGUAAGACAUAUAUCUAUAUUGUUAUGAAACGGUUAACCAUUCCAAAUAUGAGGAAUAAUCGCGAUCCAGGGAAAAUUGUGAAAUAUACACCCUAUACCAAGCAAGAUCAGCAACUGGAUGAUGACUUGGAUGAAAUAGCAGUUGUCAGCAGCGCAGCACCGGAAAAUGUUAAAUACGGAAGCGGAGCGUUAACCGCUAACGGACCUCGCGUGGUCCCAGGCAUCAUCACCUCAACAGGGACUGAACGUACACGCCUUGUGUCCGAACAACGGGUAAUUGUCAGCACUCCGCGACAACCCACCGUUUCACCAGUAUAUUCUACCAAAUCAUCAGAAAAUUUAAAGAUGAAAUCAGCAUCAAGACAAAGUCUUCUGGAAAGCAUGGCCAACAAGUUCCAUACAGGGGACCUGAAGCGGAGAUCACGUGACUCCAUGGCUUUCGUGAAUAAAGCUCACAUCAACUCUGACUUGGAAAUUCCUCGUAAAACAAGAGAACAGAGAAGAAAGGAAAUAAAGCGCGAAUUUGAAAAAUGGGAAACGUCAACAUCUGGCAGCGAUAGAAGUGUCUGUUCUUGGACUUUCGUAUUUGAUCCAUCAGGUAGACUUUGCUAUUAUUGGUCCAUGAUUGUAAGUGUUGCUUUCCUCUACAAUUUCUGGGUGAUGAUCUACCGUUUUGCCUUCCAAGAAAUAAAUAAGAAAACUAUCUUGGCUUGGCUUACUUUGGAUUAUAUUGCAGAUUUUCUGUAUGUUCUUGACAUCUGUUUUCACUUUCGAACUGGUUAUUUAGAAGAAGGAGUCUUACAGACGGACUAUGAGAAACUUAGAAAACAUUACAUGAACUCAACCAUGUUCUACAUUGACUGCCUUUGUCUACUUCCAUUAGAUUUUCUAUAUCUAUCUAUCGGCUUUAACUCGAUUCUUCGGUGCCUACGUCUUGUAAAGAUCUAUCGCUUCUGGGCUUUCCUCGAUCGUACAGAAAGACACACCAACUACCCUAACGUCUUUCGAACUCUCUCUCUUAUUCAUUACCUCCUGGUGAUAUUUCAUUGGAAUGCUUGUCUGUUUCACAUCAUCUCAAAAAAUGGUGGGUUUGGAACACGUGAUUGGUUUAAUCCGCGAGAUGAAAACUGUAACGAUGUCCUUUGUGAGUAUCUUCACUCCUUUUAUUGGAGUACGCUGGCCUGGACCACCAUAGGAGACCUUCCCCGGCCGAGGAUCCGAGGAGAAUAUAUGUUUCUUGUACUGGAACUUGUAUUUGGGUUGUUUCUUUUUGCUGCUGUCUUAGGCCACGUGGCUAAUAUUGUCACAAACGUCAGUGCCGCCAGAAAAGAGUUUCAAGCAAAAUUAGAUGCAGUCAAAACCUACAUGCGCAUGCGCAGAGUACCUGAUCAUUUACAAAACAAGGUCAUCAAAUGGUUUGACUACUUGUGGAUGACCCAGAAAUCAUCCGACGAGGAAAGAUCUGUUGGCUGCCUUCCAGACAAACUUAAAGCCGAAAUAGCCAUUCACGUGCACUUGGACACCUUAAAACGUGUGGAGAUAUUUCAGAAUACAGAAGCUGGGUUCCUAUGUGAGCUGGUUUUAAGGUUGCGACCUGUACUAUUCAGUCCCGGAGACUACAUCUGUCGGAAAGGAGAAGUAGGAAAGGAGAUGUACAUAGUGAAUCGUGGUCGCCUUCAGGUAGUCACAGACAAUGGUAAAACAGUUCUGGCUACACUCAGAGCAGGAAGCUACUUUGGAGAAAUCAGUGUUCUCAACAUGGGGACCGCCGGAAAUCGUCGUACAGCUUCAGUGCGAUCCGUCGGCUAUUCGGAUCUCUUCUGCUUGUACAAGCAAGACAUGUGGGACGUUUUGAAGGAUUAUCCGGCAGCCCGCAUCAGAUUGGAAGCCAUUGCUGUUAAAAGGUUAGAAAAGUACAGAAAAGAACCUCUUAGGAAAAUUGCAGUAGGAAGAAGCAGAAGCACACCGGGGUUGGUCGAAUCUCGGGGCAAAGUGCCAAUAGAAGAAAUGCAGGUGGCGCCACGAGAUCCUUCCGCGUCUGCUGCAUAUCUUCUAACGGAUGAUGAUCAUCAGAAGACGACCACAAUACCUCUUUCUCAAAGUGGCGUCCGAGCAACAACUAGAGCCAGUAGUAGUAAAAGCAGCAGUACAGAAACAGAUAUCAGGCCUCAUAAGACGUUGGAGCCAAUACUUCCAAUUAUUCACACCCCUCAGUCUCCGAAACCGACGCCCACUCGUUCUUUCUUUACCAACGUUUCUAAGGAACGGAAAAAGGGCCUUGGAGGAGUGUCUUCAGCAAAUCUCCUUUCUCUUCGCCCUUCUUCACCCUACUUCGUCCAUUCCCCAGCUUCUAACACGUUAGAUGUGUCUCCUAUUACAGACUACUCAGCAUUAAGCCCGGCCAGUCUAGACCAAGUAUUUUUCGGUGGUCCUACAUCCCACUCGAGCCACCUUUCUGUUCCAUCACCGAUGCUGAGAGGUAGUGGCAGUGUAAGCCCCAUCAGUGUCAAUACUUCUCGUGAAAACCACCAGGAAGCGUUAGUAGCUGAAAUCAAACGUCUUCGAGAGCGCCUUGUGACACUAGAAACUGAGAAUGCUUCCCUGAAUAUGAAACUGAGUCAGCAGCAAUGGCAAGUAGAAAACAGGCUUGCCGAAAUAGAGCUACAAAUUUGUGGCACUGGACGAGGCGCUAGUAGCGCUAGCAAUGGGAGUGAAGAUGACAGCGAAAGAAAUCGAGAAUCUGUUAUAUAAAUAUCGUGAUAAUGUAUUUCAUACGUUGCCUACACUGUUAAUAUAUCUUUAAUAUCUAAAACCAUGAAGUAUCUGUUCGGUGUGUAAUUAAUUACAAUGAUCUACAAGAAAAAAAUGCAUAUUUUUACCAAUGGGUUAGCCACAAAGAUGCUGCAUUGCAAGGAACUAUUCGGAGUUAAGUUGAGUUAAGCCUACUUCACUCUCUAAUAUGUGUAGCAUUUUCGUAUAUUAUCGUACAGCUUUCGUAAUUUUUCCAGUAAUAACAUAUUUGAUAUUCUAGUGCUUGCAUUUUACUUUUUUAAAAUAAAAAUAACGGCUUGUCCAAUACUAAAAUGUAUGCCAGCAGAAAAUCAUAAGCCAAGUCUUAUUUCCAAAACAUCAGUCGUUUAGACAAUCCUUUACAUCUACAAUUCAAAUGUAAUAACAUUUGUAGGAUAAGAAGGGUUGUUCAAAUACUGAGUUAAUGUGUGUGUGUUAUUUUUAAACCAUUGUAUAGGUUUCAAUUAUAUUUUAUUCAUAUUAUGCAUUACUUAUGUAUCAUAAAUUUUACUCUAUUAAACCGAAACCAAAAUCCCAUUAUAGGUAUAACUGUGGAAGAUGCGUGAUGUAAACGUGCAUGCACCAUCUAUAAACAUGGAUUAUACUAUGUUGUAUCUAUUAUAAUCGUUAAGUCAUUCAAAAACACUACAAACUCAGGAAUAAUUAUCAUAUAUAUUUAAGGUUUGGGGUUUUUCAUAAUCAAGAUAAAUCAGCAAAUCUUUGCUAGCAGAGAGUUCUAAGGUAUGAAAAACAAAAGUUUAUAUUUCUGAUAUCAAUACGGCAUGUUUUAUUAUAUGUCCAAAAAGCUCGAAAUUUAAAUGAAGAAAUUAACAAAAGAUUUAGGUCUCUGUAAGUUCAAAGCUGUAGAACUAAUAUCAAAGUGUGUUAUUUGAUUUACCCAGCAAGUAAAAUCUAUCAUUCCUUUUGUACUUUUGUAUUCAUUGCGUAUUUCAUUCUCAAUUUUCACCAUGCAAAAUUGUGAUAUAACAUUAAUGCUAAUUUUGGAUAAUAGUUUUAACCGAUUGUAUAACAUACGGCGUAAUUAAGCGCCAUCUUUAUGAGAUCCGAUUAUACUGUCUAAAGCAAUUUGCCUAACAUAUACUAACAUAUUCACGUGAACACUGACUGAAACUGAAAGCUGAUUUUUUUGUGUUUGUGUGAUGAUUCCGAUU